AUGUCAGAUCGUGGUAGACCUGGAAACAGAAGUAGAAGUCGCUCGGAAUCACCUUCAUAUCGUCGCCCUCGCUCACGAGAUGGACCUAUCAGUAAGAGACCUGAACAAAAGAAACCUGCAGCAGAAGACAAGGUUGAGCACAUGGAUCAAGAUGGCGAAGAGGAGGAAGAGGAUGAUGAGACAAAAAUGAUGAAGUUGAUGGGUUUUGGAGGAUUUGAUACAACGAAAAACAAGAAAGUACCAGGCGCAGAUGUCUCUGGAGCAAAGAUUCAUAAGCCCAUCAAGUACCGUCAGUACAUGAAUCGCAGAGGCGGCUUCAACAGGUAA
Molecule: messenger RNA, 327 nt
Organism: Mucor velutinosus
Lineage: Eukaryota; Fungi; Mucoromycota; Mucoromycetes; Mucorales; Mucoraceae
Product: dihydrolipoamide dehydrogenase precursor
Exons: 1
Coding region: 1-327 (108 amino acids)
Biological process (GO): RNA splicing
Cellular component (GO): precatalytic spliceosome
Source: RefSeq, a predicted model, not a curated record